CUCAUUCUCUUGCACUUCACCACGGGCCAGUGCAUCCUUCCCUGCGCACGCGCGCGCAGAGUGCUUACAUUCUUCACAUUCGCACUCGACAAAUGGACAAAACGAAGUCGAAGCUCGUUGCCUUCUUCGACAACGAUGAUGAUGAAUCAUCGUUUCCACAAAAGGAGGUGGACGAUCAGAAGCGAACUGUUUUCACACAGGGCGUUGUCAGGAAGUCGAAGCGGGAGAAGGAGAAAGAAGCGGCCGAGGCCAAGCGGAGGGACGAAGAGGAGAAUGCUGCUAGGGCAUACGCGGAGUUCCUGGACGCAUUCCAAGGAGAAGCCGCUGAACGGAAGAAGGGAGGUGCAGCUUUCGUGAAGGCGGGAGAGAGCUCUUCGUAUGCGCCUGCUGUGCGUGGUAAAGGAGCUGGUAGCCAAGGCAUGCGAGCGUUCGAGUUGGACGCUAUGAAGUCGCCAUCUCCGCCGCCAGUGGCACCUAAACCAAAGGGGAAACGAGCGAUGGACUCUUUCCUCGAGGAGAUCAAAAGAGAGCAGGCCGAUCGCGAAUCGAGGCUCUCCCGACAUGUUACACACGGAAGAUCCGUUACUUCGAUCGCUGCAUAUGAGGGGCAAAGCGGAAGCAAGGAUAGAGGAGAUCCUCAGUCAACAAACAUAUUCGUGGCCAACUUGCCUUCACAUGUAACAGAACAGAGCCUAGGUACAUUCUUUGCUCGUUGUGGACCAGUUGGUUCGGUGAAAAUUAUGUGGCCCAGAGGAGAUGCCACGCAAGGGCCUGGCGCGGAUAUGACUGCUUCUCGGCGGACGAAGAAUACAGGGCUGAGCGGCUUCGUGUCAUACAUGAAGCGCAAGGACGCAGAGGCAGCGCUGAGAGAGCUAGACGGCUUCGAUUGGGGAGGAUCAAUCCUUCGAGUCGGGUGGAGCAAGGCAGUUCCGAUAGCUGUCAAGCCACUUUAUGUAACGAAGAAGACGUUUUCGCGGUCACGAUCACGAUCACGGUCAAGGUCAAGGUCAAGGUCGCGUAGUCGCUCACGCGAGCGGAGUGGACAGCGCCGCUCGUACUCCCGCUCGCGUUCUCGAUCCCGUUCUCGAGAUCACGAUCGUGGCGGAUUUCGGUCUGCGCGGCGAUCAACAAGUCGCUCGGUCGGUCGGGACUACUCUCGCUCGCCCUCUGGCUACCGGCGCCGAUCAACAAGUCGUAGACGAUUCGCCAGUCGAUCGCCUGGGCCGCGCUCCCGUAGCCCGCGCACCGUGCAUCUUGGGCUCGAUGAGGAAGAGAUAUCCGACAAAUUUAUCCGAAUGGUGGCCAAUGAAGUCAAGGGACAUGAUGGGGAGUACGAGGUUAGUCUCAAAGAGAUGGAAAAGGGGAAUCCUAGAUAUGCCUUCUUGAAACGCGACCACCGGAGAAACAAGUACUAUCGGUCAUUGUUGAAUCACAACGAGGCCUUGGAGCCAGAGUUCGAUGAUGAUGGAUACAAUUCAGUAUAUUCUACGGACUCCGCCGAAGAAUCGGAAAGGGAACAUGGUAGGAAGAACGAGCUGGGCAAGCGUGCUCGGAAACGAUUCGAGGCGAUGCUACGUGCAUUGAGUGGCAAGCGCGGAGAGAUUGCAAGAUGCAUGGCGUUCAGUCUGGAACACGCCGAAGCAGCGGCGGAGGUUUCUGACAUAAUCAUCGCAUCCUUGGUCAUUGACGGUACACCGGUGCCACGCAAAGUCGCGCGUCUGCACCUCAUCUGCGACAUCCUGCACAACUCAGCCGCACCCCUGCCUAUGGCUUGGAAAUUCCGACAAGAGUUCCAGUCACGCCUUGGGCUUGUCUUCGACCACCUCUCGACCAUCUACCACUCGUUCCCCGGCCGCAUCACUGCGGAGACCUUCAAGAAGCAAAUCGCCGCGAUCAUUGACAUCUGGGAAGACUGGAUCGUCUUCCCGCCUGACUUCACGGCCGAACUGCGGGCGCGGCUGGAGGGCUCGACCAUAGAGGACGCUCAGCCUCAAGAGGAGGUGAAGACGAUCGAAGUGAAGCAGAGAACACCCGCGGCGUCCAAAUUCAAGGCGAGUUCAUUCAAGCCCGCCGAGGAAGUCACCAAGGAAGCCGAGCCAGCGGCAGACUCGGACGAGGGGGAACAAAUGGAUCUGGGCAGCGACGACGAGGAUAGCAUUCCAGUCAAGGACGUCAGCGUUCCACUGGCCGAGGACAUCGACGGGGAGCCUAUGGAUGACGUCGAUGGCGUGACGAUCGAUGACAUUGACGGUGUGCCUAUGGAUGACAUUGAUGGUGAACCCAUCGGUGGUGAGCCUAUUGACGGCGAGCCCAUGGAGGAGGACAAAGACGGAGUAGCCGCUGACGUAUGAGGCAUGAACUCCACAAUACUCCGCAAGGUAUCCAGUGUAGCAUACCUCCGAUCUUGUGUACCGUCUUGCAGCAUAUUUACUUUUGGAUCCGUUUACAUGGUACAUCAUAUCAUAACACACUGAAACAGAAUGG
This is a messenger RNA of Rhodofomes roseus, 2484 nucleotides long. RefSeq lists its product as uncharacterized. The coding region runs from base 93 to 2351 and encodes 752 amino acids. Gene Ontology annotation, cellular component: nucleus. The transcript has 12 exons. The record is from RefSeq and is a predicted model, not a curated record. Gene Ontology annotation, molecular function: RNA binding. Gene Ontology annotation, biological process: RNA processing. NCBI's taxonomy places the organism in Eukaryota, Fungi, Basidiomycota, Agaricomycetes, Polyporales, Fomitopsidaceae.